UCAGACGAUGCGAGUUAAUUGGUGUGCUCUUGAUGAUAUUGUCCGAUUGCUUUAAUACUAUCGGCAGUUACGAAUGCACGUGUCGGCCAGCUACGUUGGUGACGAAUUACCCUGUAGAGACAACGACGAAUGUUUGUUUGGCGAAGACAAUUGUGACAGAAAUGCCAUGUGCGACAACACCGAGGGUAGCUUCAAUUGUCACUGCCUGUCCGGGUUCGCUGGAGCAGGUGUCGAAUGCUCAGACGUAAAUGAAUGCACGCACGGCAUCGACAACUGCGCAGACAGUGCCACCUGUACGAACAUGAUCGGUAGCUUCAUGUGCGAAUGCACCGACGGAUACACGGGCGACGGCGUUUUCACCUGCUCAGAUUAUGACGAGUGUAGGCUGGGUAUGGACGACUGCCACCGAAACGCCGAGUGUCAGAAUGAACCUGGCAGUUUCUCGUGCGAAUGCCCAAGCGGAUUUCUUGGCGAUGGAAUCAUCGAAUGUUCAGAUAUCAACGAGUGUGUUACGGGCGUUAGCACCUGUUCAGCUUACGCAAACUGCGAGAACACCUUUGGCGGAUACACCUGUGAUUGCAUCAUCGGUUUUACGGGAGAUGGCUUCGUGUGUACAGAUGUGAACGAGUGUACAAGAGGAACGCAUGAUUGUAACGUCAACGCGUUCUGUAGCAACACCGUCGGCAGCUACCGUUGUCAGUGUAAGGGAGGCUACAGCGGCGAUGGAGUCACGUGCGAAAACGUCGAUGAAUGCAGUACGAUCACAUGUCCCGACCCCAACCAGCAGUGCGUCGACAUGGAUGGAACCUACCGCUGCGACUGUCGGGAAGGUUAUCAGUCGGACGGACGCGGGGCGUGCAUAGGUGAGCAGCAACCUACCAUCUAUCCUAUGAUGGAGUGUCAGAUGGAGAUGCACAACUGUGAUGUGAAUGCGAUGUGUGCCGACACUGACGGCAGCUUCACCUGUGACUGCAAUGCCGGAUAUACGGGAAAUGGCAUCCAGUGCAGCGACGUGGAUGAGUGCACCUCUAACACUGACAACUGUGACGAAAAUGCGAGAUGUCUUAACGACAUCGGCAGCUUCCAGUGUCGCUGUCUGGACGGCUUCAGGGGAGAUGGUGUCAUCUGUCAAGAGAACGAUGAAUGCAGCGACGGCACGCAUAACUGUAACGUGAGGGCCGACUGUUUGAAUUUCCCACCCGGCAGCUUCAUGUGUGACUGCAUGCCUGGAUUCUCCGGAGAUGGAAUCAACUGUCUAAAUAUGAACGAGUGCUUGCUAGGCAUUGAUGAUUGCGACGACAACGCUCUCUGCGUCGACGUCAUGGGCAGUUACCGCUGCACAUGUCCCACAGGUUUCACCGGCGACGGUCGCCUAUGCACAGACAAUGAUGAGUGUGCGCUAAACACUGACAACUGCGACCUCAAGGCUGACUGUGACAACACAGAGGGUAGCUUCCGAUGUCAGUGCGCGCCGGGCUACGAAGGAGAUGGAACGCAGUGCCUUGAGACCAAUGAAUGCCAGCUAGGGUUGGACGACUGUAACGCCCGGGCCGCCUGUAGCAACACUGAUGGAAGCUACGUGUGUGACUGCGACACCGGUUACCAAGGAGACGGUGUCAUCACCUGCAGCGAUAUCGACGAAUGUCGUUCGGGACUUGACAACUGCGAUGCGAACGCACUAUGCACAAACACUGAUGGUCGAUUCAACUGCGAAUGUGACAUCGGCUAUUCAGGCAAUGGAGUGAACUGCCUUGAUGUGGACGAGUGUGACGAGAACCUUGAUGAUUGCCACAGUGAGGCUGUAUGCUCUAACACUCAGGGCAGCUUUCUGUGUGACUGCAGGGACGGAUUUACAGGCAACGGCCUCUCAUGCAGUGAUGUUGACGAGUGCGUGAACCAGAUGUGCAAGUCAUCUCAGAUGUGCUUCAACUUUGUUGGAUCGUUCAGCUGCGGUUGUGACGAAGGCUACGUGAUGAUAGAUGAAACCUGCAUUGAUAUGAAUGAGUGCUUGCUACGCGUUGACACGUGUGAUAGACUCGAUGGAACAUGCGUCAACAGGCCAGGAUCAUUCGAAUGUCGCUGUAACAGCGGAUUCAGUGGAGAUGGGACAAACUGCAUGGAUGUGGACGAGUGUGACCUAAGAAGGGACAACUGUGACGAAAAUGCACAGUGCUUCAACAACAGAGGCGGCUUCGACUGCGAAUGCGACCCCGGUUACCUUGGAAACGGCGUCUCCUGUAGUGAUGCUAACGAAUGCGCGGACGGACUGGACACGUGCUCACUGCGUGCCGACUGCUUCAACACUGAUGGCAGCUUCCUCUGUGAAUGUGAGGAGGGCUUCAGCGGAAAUGGCAUCGUCUGUGCAGAUAACAACGAGUGUUUGACUGGUGGGCACAACUGCGACAAGAACGCAAGAUGUACAAACGCACCUGGAACAUUUACCUGCGCCUGUCUGGAAGGCUACAGUGGCAACGGCGUCUUCUGUGCAGAUACGGAUGAAUGCGCUUCUGGUACUGACAACUGCGACGUCAACGCAGAGUGUACCAACACUGUCGGAUCCUAUUCAUGUGCCUGCAAACCAGGAUACACCGGCGAUGGCGUCACCUGCACUGAUACGAAUGAGUGCUCGGAUGCUAGCGAUAACUGCCACGAGGAUGCUGAAUGCAUCAACACAGACGGCUCCUACCAGUGCAAGUGUCGCGAUGGCUUCCGAGGCAAUGGGCAGCAAUGUUCAGAUGCUGACGAAUGUUUCGAACAAAGCCACAACUGUGACAGUAGACUACCUCAGCGAUCGCUCUGCACAAACACCGUCGGUAGCUUCACCUGUAACUGCUUCACUCCUUACUGGGAGGGAGAUGGCGUCGUCUGCACAGAUGUUGAUCAGUGUAAGCAGCAGCCACCACCCUGUCCUGACGUGAUGAUGUGCGUCAAUCUAGAAGGCGCUCCAGGAUUCUCCUGUAGUGACAUGGACGAAUGUGAGCUUGGACUUGACAACUGCCACGAGAUGGCGCUGUGCAGAAACAUUGAGGCCAGUUUCCAGUGUAUAUGUGAGGCGGGUUACACGGGAGAUGGCGUUCAAUGCUCCGAUCUGAACGAAUGUGAUGAGGGACGGGACAACUGUGAUAUCACACACGGAAGCUGUUUCAACAACGAUGGCAGCUUCACGUGCAGCUGUGACACAGGAUUCACGGGCGAUGGCGUCGACUGCUCAGAUUUGAAUGAGUGUAGCGAAGGUGCGGAUUCGUGCGGAGACAACACGGAAUGCCAAAACCUCGAAGGUUCUUUCUAUUGUACGUGCAAGGAUGGUUUCAUGCCUGUCAGCGAGACGGAAUGUAGAGACAUAGAUGAAUGCUUCGAGAGACUUGCGAAGUGUGACGAGCAGGCGACGUGCACCAACACACUCGGUAGCUACGAAUGUGACUGCAACGGUGGAUAUGAAGGGGAUGGCGUCACUGUGUGCGCUAACAUCAACGAAUGUAGAACAGGCCUGGCAAACUGCCAUCACAAUGCUAGUUGUCGAGACCUGCCUGGUGGAUUCGAAUGCAUCUGUCGCACUGGCUAUGCCGGAGAUGGUUUUACUUGCUCAGAUAUCGAUGAGUGCACCGAACUGUUUCCACCUCCUUGUCAAGAGGGAGCAAUGUGUGAAAAUAGACCAGGAGACUUUGUAUGCUUCCUUGAGAGUACACCAGCUACGACCCCGACUCCAACAAUAACAAUGACCAUGAGUACACCCGACACUGGCACAGCCCCAACCGGCCCAGAAUCAACUGCAACAGUGACAGGAAGCACCGGAACUGGAUCAACUCCAACAGGUUCAGAGCCAACAGGUACUGGACAAGAAACUACUCCAACAGGAACUGGUCCCACUGCAACAGGUCCCACUGCAACAGGAACAGGGCCAACAGGAAUAUUCGGUAAAGGCACAAUAAUAACGGGCCCAACUAGAACACACACUGCCCCAGCAGUAACGGGACAAACUCUACCUGGCCCAACUGGAGCAGGGACAGAUCCUCUAAUAACAGGACAAACAAUACCGAGUCAGCCUGGAACCAUUUUACAAGUAACUGGAUCAACGGUAGUAGUAACAGGUGCAGGAGUUACAUCCCCUACUAGGACUAUUCCAACUACAGCUGAUAUAACAGGAAUAACGGGAGAAACCGGAAUAAUAACAGGACAAGAAAUAACAGGACCCACUGGAACAGAAGUAACGUCAAAAGUUCCAGAAGGUGCAGGAGUAACAGUUUUCACUGAAGCAAAGACAGGUGGAGGAGUAACAACAGUGAAUUCUGGAAUAAUUAGCAAUGGCCCGCCAGAUGGACUGGUUACGACGCCGGCGCCAACCCCAUCAGCAAAACCAGAUGGACCAGUCGAAGUAAUCUGCAAGGCGGAUGGUAUCGCCUUCAACGUGGACUUGCGCAAGGCGGCUGGGGGCAAGGAUACGUUCACAGGCGUUAUUUACGUGAAGAAUAACUUCAAGACUGAAGCCUGUCGGAUGCAAAUGUUCGACAAUUCCGCCAAUGAAAGAGCAACGUUCUUUGCCAAGUACUCGGAAUGUGAAUUUGCCAUUGACCAGGAAAACGGUCUGUAUUCUACCACGGUGGUUAUCCAGCCACACAUGAUGCUGGUAACGAAGGAAGCACGUGCAUACAGAAUGACAUGCAAAUACGAUGAUGAUAUCACAAAAACUGUCGGACCAACCAGUAUUGAUAUUGAGUAA
Messenger RNA from Priapulus caudatus, 4717 nucleotides. RefSeq names its product fibrillin-1-like. Bases 74 to 4717 code for a protein of 1547 amino acids. NCBI's taxonomy places the organism in Eukaryota, Metazoa, Priapulida, Priapulimorpha, Priapulimorphida, Priapulidae. The transcript has 39 exons. The record is from RefSeq and is a predicted model, not a curated record. Gene Ontology annotation, molecular function: calcium ion binding.